This is a messenger RNA of Frankliniella occidentalis (western flower thrips), 2275 nucleotides long. It is a transcript of the gene vvl, whose product is annotated as POU domain protein CF1A. The record is from RefSeq and is a predicted model, not a curated record. Lineage: Eukaryota; Metazoa; Arthropoda; Insecta; Thysanoptera; Thripidae. Gene Ontology annotation, cellular component: nucleus. Gene Ontology annotation, molecular function: RNA polymerase II cis-regulatory region sequence-specific DNA binding; DNA-binding transcription factor activity, RNA polymerase II-specific. Bases 157 to 1500 code for a protein of 447 amino acids. The transcript has a single exon. Gene Ontology annotation, biological process: brain development; regulation of transcription by RNA polymerase II.
GAGUGGAGAGUCGACCGUGAUGCAUAACCCAUGAGACUGUCCGUGUGCGCGGGUCCGUGUGCGUGUGUAGUCGUGGCCGGCAGAAGAGGUUAGCAAUUCAGAUUGAGCGCUUGAGCGGCGCGCGUCCAGCAGCAUCACGUCGACGUGCUCCAGUCCAUGGCUGCCACCUCCUACAUGCCGGUAGGGGCGAGCACGGGCUCGUCCGACCUGGACGGGAGCGGCAGCGUGCUGUCCGGCAUGAACCUGGUGAACGCCUCGCUCGGGGGCGGCUACCACACGUCGCCCAGCCCGAGGUCCGCGGCGGACGCGGGCCACCAUGGCGUCGAGAUGAAGUACAUGCCGACGGCGCAGCACCAUCACCACCACCAUCACCAUCAAGUGCCCGCGUCGCCGUCACCCAACGGUCACCCCGUGUCGUUGUCCGCGUCGCAUAACCCAUGGGUGAGCCUCAACCCGGGCUCGGGGCCGGACCCCUGGGCGGCGAGCAUGGCCUCCAUGCACAGCCACCACAGUCACCAUCAUCACCACCCCCACCAGGCCGCCACCAUGGCCGACAUCAAGCCGUCGCCUCACCACGGGAUGCACGACCAGCACCGGGUGCCGCCGCAGCACCAACAGGGGCUGGCCAGCCCCCACACGUGGCACGCCCCCGUGGUGUCGUCGGCGCACUACUCGUCGGCGGGGUCGCCCCUCAACCACCAAGUGUACCAUGCGGCGCACGCCGCCAUGAACGGCAUGCUCCCGCACCACCAGACGUCGCCGCAGCUGCACCCCUCGCUGCGGGACCUGCAGAGCCACUCGCCCAGCCCGCUGCACCUGCACCAUCAGCAGCUGGACGGCCGUGGCGACCCGGAGGGCAACGAGGAGGAGUCACCCACCUCGGACGACCUGGAGGCGUUCGCCAAGCAGUUCAAACAGCGAAGGAUAAAGUUGGGGUUCACGCAAGCGGAUGUGGGGUUAGCGCUCGGGACGCUCUAUGGCAAUGUGUUUUCGCAGACGACCAUCUGCAGGUUCGAAGCGCUGCAGCUUAGCUUCAAAAACAUGUGCAAACUCAAACCCCUGCUUCAAAAGUGGCUCGAGGAGGCGGACAGUACGACGGGUUCGCCCACGAGCAUAGACAAGAUCGCGGCGCAGGGCCGCAAGCGGAAGAAGAGGACGAGCAUCGAGGUGUCGGUGAAGGGCGCGCUGGAGCAGCACUUCCACAAGCAGCCCAAGCCGUCGGCGCAGGAGAUCACGGCGCUGGCGGACUCGCUGCAGCUCGAGAAGGAGGUGGUGCGGGUGUGGUUCUGCAACAGGCGGCAGAAGGAGAAGAGGAUGACGCCGCCCAACACGCUCGGCGACCCCGGCAUGAUGGACGGCGGCAUGCAGCCCCCGCACGGCAUGCACCCGGGCUACCACCACCAGGACCAGAUGCACGGCUCACCAAUGGGGCCGCACUCGCAUAGUCCGCCCAUGCUCAGCCCGCAGGGCAUGUCCCACCAGUCGCUGACGGCGCACUAACAUGCGGCCCCACCGCGUUCACCCACCGCCUCGACCACAGGCCGGCCCUAUUGGGACUUCCUGUGAAGCAGGAGCCCGCCGUCGGGGCCUCCGAGGCCGCGGAUGACGUCCAGGACUACUGGUACUCCUGGGACUUCAGCAGCGGCGCCGGGAGCGUAGACGGCGGCCGGACCGGCCUGGCCGCAUCAUCGACGGGGACAUCGUACGACGCGCAGCGGGACAACUUAGUCAAAGUGGAAACCAAAUACGACAACUGAGGAGGCCAGAAGCCAGGAGUGACUGAUUGUGUGAGUGCAGUGUGUGUGUGUGCGUGUGUGACUGUGUGUGUGCAAGUGGGGCCUCAUGUGAUAGAGUCGUGAAGUGUUGCGGGGGCGCGGUGUUCCUAGGGGCGCCUCACGGCCCCGGAGGGAGGCCGGUGAGCCCCCCGCCGCUCAUGGCGCCCGUCGCGCUGGCGUGUCGUGCAGACCCGUGUGCGGUCCACCCGCCCCGUCCCGCCCGCCUGCGGGGGUGCCCGACUGGCAUCCGCACCCUUGCUAGCGGACCGCGGGGGCGGGGGUCGUGGCGUGAGAGCCAUAUUUAUUUUGGACUAAUUGGACAAUGAUACCAAAAGACUGUGUGGUGGUGUUCGUCGGUGGCAAGAGUACCUUCCCUUUUUGUUUGUUUGUUUGUUCGUUCAUUUGUUUGUUUGUUUGUUUUAGUCCAAGACUCGUAUAAAUUUGCAAAUAGAUCUGUUUUAUAUGAUUCAAGUUUGGUUAUGUAAAUAUAGAGAUAAGAG